UCACUGAUGUUCACUUGAUUUUGCCUUUUUUUUUCCUCCCCAAGCUGAAUCUGAUGCUCAGCAAGUGAGCUCUCUCCAGCUGCCAAGAUGGUAAUAAACGUCUGUCUCCCACAGUUCAAGCCAAGAAUUCACUGCAACAAGAUUUCUGCUGAUGGUUACGAAGUGGAGAAUCUGAUCUCGGAAGACCUCGCCAGGAGAAACCGUGGUUUCCGCAGCGAAUACUUCAUCAAACCCCCGGUCCACGUCACGAUCUCUUUUCCCUUCAACAUCGAGAUCUGCAGGAUUAAUAUCGACGUCUCCUCCGGGGGGUAUCAAGCCUUCUCGGGGCUCGAAGUUUACAUCUCUACCUCAUGCAAUAAAACCUCUUGGCAGAGCCCCGAGGGGCAGUUCUCAGGUCUGGCCGGUCAGCCUGUGUCAGACAAAGACACUUUCACCCUGGUGGGAAAAGCAGUCUUAAAAAAUCAAAGCAAAGUGACGUUUGGCCACAGAGGCUUCAAGCCGAGGCCUCCCUUCCAUCAGAUGGAAAACGUCUUCUCCUACCCCGGCUCUGCAUCUCAAGACCUCUGGAACAAAGGGCCCGCCUCGCUCGCCAACGUGUCCCACCUCAAAAUCUGCAUCACCCACGUGGCCGGAGGCGGGCUGCCCUGCAUUAAGAGGCUGGAGGUGUGGGGACAGCCCGCCAAGUCGUGCCCGCAGGAGGUGAUCGAAGGGGUCUUCCAGGUGGCCUCCCAGUUCUCCACCCAGGACGUCGGCAGCCUGAAGCCGGAGCUCUGGACGCCGAUGGAGAGCGACUGCAUGCCCUUCAGCGCCAGCGACAGCAAGCAGCAGACCCUCCGCCAGCUGGUGGACGUCGUCCAAGACAUCCCCGAAGAAUUCCUGGACCCCAUCACUCUGGAGAUCAUGACCUUCCCCAUGCUCCUGCCCUCCGGCAAGGUGAUCGACCAGACCACCUUGGAGAAAUGCAACCGGAGCGAGGCGUCCUGGGGCAGGGUACCCAGUGAUCCUUUCACUGGGGUGGCCUUCAGCCAGCACUCGCAGCCCCUACCUCACCCUACCCUGAAGGCCAGGAUAGAUCAUUUCCUCCUCCAGCACAGCAUCCCUGGCACCAACCUGCUCGGGAGGGCUCACGCCUCGGAGACGCUCGUACCUUCUUCCGUCACCAUGUCUUCUCUGAAGAGGAAAAUGGACUGUAUGGAGCAGAGCGGCUCGGUGCAGCCGCCCUAUUUUUCUUCUACAAACUUAUUUGUCACGUCUACCUCAGAGAACAGUGCUAAAAAAAUGAAAACUGACAGUGACUCGCACUUGACCCAGAUGGACUGUUCGACAG
Molecule: messenger RNA, 1327 nt
Organism: Mesitornis unicolor (brown roatelo)
Lineage: Eukaryota; Metazoa; Chordata; Aves; Mesitornithiformes; Mesitornithidae
Gene: UBOX5
Product: U-box domain containing 5
Exons: 2
Biological process (GO): protein polyubiquitination
Cellular component (GO): nucleus
Molecular function (GO): ubiquitin-ubiquitin ligase activity; ubiquitin protein ligase binding
Source: RefSeq, a predicted model, not a curated record